Ilex paraguariensis (yerba mate) is the source of this 180-nucleotide messenger RNA. Lineage: Eukaryota; Viridiplantae; Streptophyta; Magnoliopsida; Aquifoliales; Aquifoliaceae. The record is from the annotation of a GenBank genome assembly.
AUGAACCCAAACGGUCAAGCCAUUGUGAGAGCUGUAAGGGAGAAACCUUCAGCCCUCCAAACUCUACAGCAGGAGCAUCAGGUAGGACAAGAACUUAGGAGGGUUGGAGGAGAAAACUAUACUGUGGUCAGAUCUCCCUCUAAAAUGUUAUCACCUGAACAACAGAGUUUUCAAACCUAA